CUCUCACUUUCAUUAUACACUCAGUCACUCAGACACCCAUCUUCUCUCUGACUUUCGUCCAGACGCCACAGGUCAUCUCUUCUCUCUCGUCUCUACUCUCUCAAUCUAAAUCGACGAUUCUCUUCUCUCUUUUUUUUGGUCAACCGGCUGUAGAAGUUUUCGCUCGAGUGGGAUCUUGGCCCAGUGACCAUCGCCUAUCCUCCUCUCUUCUCCUCAACUACCAGUUACACCCCCUGCUACCGGAUCCUUCAGGUACACCUUCAAAUGGCGUCUUCUUCAACUUCAUCCGUUCAAAAGAGCUUUAAGUAUGAUGUGUUUUUGAGUUUUAGAGGCGAAGACACUCGUACAAACUUCGUUGAUCAUCUUUAUCAUGCUCUUCAGAACAAAAGCAUUCAUACUUACAAGGACGAUGAGAGAAUCAAAAAAGGGAAAAAGAUUAGUGAUGAGCUCAUCGGAUCGAUUGAAGAUUCAAAAUUCUACAUCAUUGUUUUCUCCAAGAACUAUGCCGCUUCAUCUUGGUGCUUGGAUGAACUUGUGAAGAUAAUGGAAUGUCAUAGAACAACCGAGCAUACUGCCUACCCUGUUUUCUAUGACGUGGAACCCUCCGAAGUCAGAAAACAAAAUGGGGCAGUUGGAGAAGCAUUUGCCAAGUAUGAAAUGGAAGAGGCUGCUGGGAAAUGGAGACAGGCUCUGAAAGAAGCAACAGAUCUGGCUGGAUGGGAGUUGAAGAAGACUUCUGAUGGGCAUGAAGCUAAAUUUAUCCAAAAGAUUGUUGAAGAGCUUUCACUAGAGCUACGUUCCAUUAGUUUCAACUAAAGUCACAUAGUUCAUGGUACGGUCCAGUACGGGAACAGAGAAUGGGAACGGGAUUCAUGAGGUUGGGCGUAUCCGGUACGACGGGGGUAGGUUCAUUUCGGUAUAUGUCCGGUACGGCAUACCAUUGGUCCCGAUACGGUGUAUCUGUUUUUAGAACACAUGUUUAGCAAUGAUUUACUUAUAAACAUAAUUUUCAGCAACAUAUUUCAUUUAGAAGUAGAAUUCCAACAAUAUAUUUCAUUUAGAAACAUAAUUCCAACAAUAUAUUUUUAUAAA
Molecule: messenger RNA, 1092 nt
Organism: Lactuca sativa (garden lettuce)
Lineage: Eukaryota; Viridiplantae; Streptophyta; Magnoliopsida; Asterales; Asteraceae
Source: RefSeq, a predicted model, not a curated record